UCAUGGCUGUUUCAGGAAAUGGUACAGUUGCUGUGCGGCUGGGUGUCGCUGAAUAGCGUUUCUAUGAGCCUGCCCUUCGAUUUGCCUGCUGCUCAGAAUGGCAAAGAACCCUAAUUUUCAGGAAGUUGGUCAUCUGCCUGCGGGCUGCGUCCACUGUAGAUCUUCAGACAGCCUCACGGGCUACCAGUAUCAGCAUCCCUCCAAGAUGAGUAACAGCCAUCCGCUCCGUCCGUACACGGCUGUGGGGGAGAUUGACCACGUUCACAUUCUGUCAGAGCACAUUGGUGCUCUAAUGAACGGGGAAGAAUACAGUGACGUUACCUUUAUUGUGGAAAAGAAACGCUUCCCGGCACACCGAGUGAUCCUGGCUGCGAGGUGCCAUUAUUUCAGAGCAUUAUUAUAUGGUGGAAUGAGAGAAUCUCAGCCUGAAGCAGAAAUUCCUCUUCAGGACACCACUGCAGAAGCAUUUACCAUGCUGUUGAAAUACAUCUACACUGGUCGUGCUACACUACGAGAUGAGAAAGAGGAGGUUCUCCUGGACUUCCUGAGCCUAGCCCAUAAAUAUGGAUUCCCAGAACUGGAGGAUUCCACGUCUGAGUAUCUUUGCACGAUACUGAAUAUUCAGAAUGUCUGUAUGACAUUUGAUGUUGCCAGUCUCUAUUCCCUUCCCAAACUGACUUGUAUGUGCUGUAUGUUCAUGGAUAGAAACGCCCAGGAGGUGCUCUCCAGCGAAGGCUUUCUGUCGCUUUCUAAGGCUGCUCUUCUAAGCAUUGUACUGAGGGACUCAUUUGCAGCUCCCGAGAAGGACAUUUUCCAGGCUUUGAUGAAUUGGUGUAAACAUAACCCCAAGGAAAACCAUGCUGAAAUCAUGCAAGCAGUACGUUUGCCACUAAUGAGUCUAACAGAACUGCUGAAUGUUGUAAGACCUUCCGGAUUGUUGUCACCGGAUGCCAUCCUAGAUGCCAUUAAGAUUCGUUCUGAGAGCCGGGACAUGGACCUCAACUACAGGGGCAUGUUAAUACCGGGGGAAAAUAUUGCAACCAUGAAGUAUGGAGCGCAGGUGGUAAAAGGGGAGCUGAAGUCCGCUCUGUUGGAUGGGGAUACUCAGAACUACGACUUGGAUCACGGCUUCUCUCGACACCCCAUCGAUGACGACUGCCGGUCUGGCAUCGAAAUCAAACUGGGCCAGCCGUCGAUCAUCAACCACAUCCGGAUACUGCUGUGGGACAGGGACAGUCGGUCUUAUUCCUACUACAUUGAGGUGUCCAUGGAUGAGUUAGACUGGAUUCGGGUUAUCGAUCACUCUAAGUACCUCUGUCGGUCCUGGCAGAACCUCUAUUUUCCUGCCCGUGUCUGCAGGUGA
Molecule: messenger RNA, 1363 nt
Organism: Leptosomus discolor (cuckoo roller)
Lineage: Eukaryota; Metazoa; Chordata; Aves; Leptosomiformes; Leptosomidae
Source: RefSeq, a predicted model, not a curated record